Messenger RNA from Chlorella variabilis, 3777 nucleotides. RefSeq lists its product as hypothetical. Gene Ontology annotation, cellular component: mRNA cleavage and polyadenylation specificity factor complex. Bases 1 to 3777 code for a protein of 1258 amino acids. The transcript has 15 exons. The record is from RefSeq and is a predicted model, not a curated record. Gene Ontology annotation, molecular function: RNA binding. Lineage: Eukaryota; Viridiplantae; Chlorophyta; Trebouxiophyceae; Chlorellales; Chlorellaceae.
AUGGAGCGUGCUGCCGGCUGGCUGGCCGGCGCGGAUGCUUCCGAGGCCGCCGACGCAGUCGCGCGCUCUGGCGGCACGCCUCCACCGCCGCCGCCACCGGCCCACGGCGACUCCCCGCCUCCCCUGGAAGAUGCGCCGGGCGCAGCAGCAGGCGAGGGCCCGCCGCCACCAGGGCAUCCAGCCGACGGGGCACAGACGGCGGCAGCGGCAGCGCCACCUGCAGAGGCGCCACUGCUGGACCUACCGGCUCUGCGCCAGAUGUUCUUUGACCAGCCCACAUCGCCGCCCGACCUGCGGCGGCGGCUGGCAGAGCUGGAGGAGCUGCGCCGCUGCCGCGUCUUCACAGACAAUGGCGCGCUGUGGGACCUGAUGCUGGGGCCCCUGCGCCGCUACCUGCUCCUGCUGGAGCGGCAGGCGGCGGCGGCGGCAGACACGGGACAUCAGCAGCAGCAGGCAGCGGAAAGUGGGGCAUCAGCCGUCUCGCUGGCAUGCGACAUGUGCCGCGGGCCGCCCCCGCCAGGCACCCAGCUGCGGCGCAUGCAGCUGAUAGGCCGGCCGGAGCACAUGGCGGUGUGCGGCGCCUGCGCCGAGCGCCAGCACGGCCUGCUGGUGCCGCUGACUCCCACCUGGGAGAUCGACGCGAAUGCGUGGCAGGCCAUCCAGCAGGCGCUGGCGGCACGCCAGCAGCAGCAGCAGCAGCCGCGUGGCGGCGCCGGCAGGGGCUCCCGCUCGGGAGCUGUGGCGCGGCCUGCCAGCGCGUGCAGCAGCGGCAGCCACAGGGGUAGGGCGAGGUUCCAGGCCACCAGCCAGGCCUGGCUCAAGGAGCUGACCAAGGGAAACGUGGAACCCAGCAACGGGCCCAAACCCCGCGUCUACCUGCCAUUCGGCGUCUACUGGUUCUGGGUGGACCGCCUGCUAGGGGACAGCGCUGAGCUGGCGACCCCCCUGGUGAUGCGCGUGAGGCAGGCAGGCAGCACCACCACCGCGGCCGGCACCGCCGACCCCGGCGCCGGCGACCCGGGGUCUGGUGCGGUGGCGGCGCCCGCCUGGGACAUCCGCCUGCUGAAGACUGACGACGGCAUGCAGCUGCAGCCCGCGGGCCUGCGCGUGCUGCUGGAGCAGCUGGGGGCGGGGGUGGGCAGCCGCCUUCUGUUCCAGCUGGAGGAGGGGCGGUGCAGCGCCGAGCGCCUGCAGGCGACCGUCAAGCUCAUCGGCAGUGGCGAACCGCUGCCGGAGCUGCCCGGGGACCCUGUGGAGGCUCCCCGCGGCGCCGUCGCCCUGGCGGGCCUGGCUGGCAGCAAGAAGCGCAAGGGAGGGUACACCAAGCACCCGGCGGACGCCGCCUCCGAGUUCUUCUAUGGCUGGGACGAGAGCUGGGAUGAGGAGGUGGCAGAUGAUGCCGCGCUGCAGUCGAUGGCUGUGCACACGCUGGACGGGCCCAGCGGGGCGGGCCGGUCCAAGCGGCGCGGCGCCGGCGGCCGGCUGGCGUCCAUCCUGCGCCAGGAGCUGCCCCAAUAUGACGACCCGGACGACGGCGACUUCCUGGUUGGUGCGGAGGCUCAGGGCGGCGAGGAGUUGGCGGCGGCGGCCGAUGAUGCCAGGGAGCUGCCUUUCCAGCCACGGCGCACCGCGAGCGUGGAGGAGGCGGCGCUGCUGGCGGCUGACCUGGAGGCGGAGGCGGAGGUGGAGGGGGCGCACCCGCCGCCGCCCGGGACCGCGCACAAGUGGGGCGUCUACGUCAAGUGUGCCGGCGUGCGCAAGGCCUGGUAUGGCCGGCUGGACCGCCAGCGCGCGGCGGUUGCUGCCGACCUGGUGCUGCUGUGGCAGCAGGAGACGCAGCCGGCGGCGGCGGGCGGCCCCCACCAGCGCCAGAUGAGUCUCCGCGAUCUCUUGGCGGCCAAGCGGGGCGAGGACGUGGAUGCUGGGACCAGCAGCAGCAGCGAGGAGGAAAGCAGCAGCCUGCGGGAGGAGGUGCAGGCCAUGCAGGCGGCCGCCGCCGCGCUGAUGACGACCGCCGGCUCGGGCGGCUGCUCGCCGCGCGGCAGCGGCGGCGCCCCCGAGGCCGGGCCGGCGCCGAGGGGAGGCCGCGGCAGGGCGCCGCCUGCGCAGCUCAACCUGCCGGGGGCGCUGCUCAUCCACACCCCGCAGCAGAUGAUCAGCUUCCUGUCGGUGGUGGUACCGCAAGACCCGCUGCCGCACCCACGCGGCGCGGCGCUGGCGCAUGCUCGGUCCUUGGACCGACCGCAGGACGAGGGCCAGCAGGCGGCGCAGCAGGAGCCAGAGCAGCAGCAGCAAGGUGGCCCAGGCCAGCAGCCGGCGCAGCAGCCGCGGCAGCAGCAGCGCAAGCGCAAGCACGCGCAGCCGGUGGCGGCGCAGCCGGGCCGGCCGCCGCUGCCUCCCCCGCAGGCGCAGCAGCGGCCCGCCGACGCGGCAGGGCAGCGGCGGCGCGUGGGAGUCGUCUUUUAUGAGGACACGCAGACCUGGGCGGGGGCCGCGGCUGGCAGGACCGCCGCAGGCCAGCUGGUGCCGCUGCGCGUGGAGGGCCUUCCCACCUCGGAGCAGGCGGAGGUCGCCAGGGACCUGCUGGCGGUCUGGGGCUGGCUGGCACAGGGCGGCGUGCUGCCGGGCGCUCACGCCGAUGACGCCAACGGCAGCGGCGGCGCGGGAGAGGGCGGCGGCGCGGGCGGGCUGGCCAGGCAGGCGAGCACGGCGUCGUCGUCUGGCGCUGGGCCCGCCGAGGCCGCGGGGCCGCCCGUGCCGCCCCUCAAUCACCCCCUGAACUUCUAUGCGAAGUGGGCCGCCGACCUGCGCCAGCUGGGAGUGCGUGAGGUGGAGCCUUAUGUGAAGGUGGUGGCUGAGGAGGUCAGCACAGAGCUGGCGACCCUUCUGCCGCCGUCCCCCAAGCGAGAGAGCAGCCCCGCAGCUGAUGCCAAGCUCGACACACCAGAAGUGCCGCCAGCCAAGGCUGCGCCAGCAGCCCCUGCGCCAGCUGAAGCGGCCACGCCGGCGCAUGCCGCCAAGCCCGCGCCGGCCGUCCAAGCGGCGUCAGCGGCGCCCGCGCAUGCCGGCAGCGCGGCACCCUCGGCUAGGCCGGUGGGCCAGGGAGCCGUGGCAACUGGCGCAGGGGCUGCUGGCGCAGCCUUGCCGCUCGACUUGCUGGAUGUGCUGGCCUCUGCUGCGUCAGGGGAGGCGCCGGCAGGGCCGCCUCCAGCUGCGCAGGCAGCUCCUGCGGAGCAGCCAGGCUUGGCGGCGAAGCAGGAGGAUGCGCCGCACGCUCAGCCCCAGCCGGCGGCGUCCCGGGAAGCACCGGCAGCACCGGUGGAGCCGUCACGCCAGCCGGAAGCGCCACCAGCGGCGCCGCCGCCUGGGUGGAGGCCCCACCCGCAGCAGCGGCCCGAGCUGCACCAGCCGGCGCCGCUGUUGCCCACUGCUGGUUCCGGCGGAGGCAGCGGAAGCCUGCAGGGCUCAGGCGGCAGCGGCGGCUUGCUUAGGGCGCCGUCCACGGUUUCGGAGCGUGCAGCCCAGGCAGCCGAGCGCAAGGUGCAGCAGGCGCUGGCGGCGUUUGCCGCGGCCGACAUGGAGAGCGGCGACAGCAUGCUGCGCCCGCUGCGCCUGCUGGUGCUGGCGAACAAGGGCGGCCAGACGCUGCGGGACGUGGUGCAGCGAUGGGCCAGCUACUCGCUUACGGCUCAGCAGGACGUGUUUGAUGCCGCGCUGAUAGGGUGCGACCGCGGGGAGUUUGACCAGCUGGAGGAGCAGCUGCUGCUGGCGCUGUAG